GAAAAAAAAAACAUGGCUUCUUGCACUGGUCUACUGGAAUAUUCAUUCUGAGAGCUGUUCUCUUGCUGGAAGUAACGGAGAUAAGAAAGUGAUGGUUGCAUGACUUGGUGCUUCACAUGGCGUUCAUGUCCAGAUUCUCUGGGAGCAGCUCAAGGUCUCCGAACAGAAAGGAUUGUGACCACAGCUCGCCAGUCCUGACUGUGUUUGAGCUCGAGAGGUUACUGUACACCGGGAAAACCGCUUGUAACCAUGCCGACGAAGUGUGGCCCAGCUUGUAUAUUGGUGACCAGGAUAUCGCUGCGGACCGUUGUGAGCUAACAAAACUGAGGAUUACUCACAUCCUGAACUGUGCCCACAGUAAGUGGAGAGGUGGGGCAGAGUAUUAUGAUGGCAUGAACAUAACCUACCAUGGGAUUGAAGCACACGAUUCACCCACGUUUGACAUGAGUGUCAAUUUCUACCCGGCUUCGGAAUUCAUUCAUAAAGCACUGUCCAGUAGAGGACGUAUUCUGGUUCACUGUGCUGUUGGGGUGAGCAGAUCUGCCACCCUGGUCCUGGCUUACCUUAUGAUCCACCAUACCAUGACGCUGGUGGAGGCCAUCAAGACAGUGAAGGAACACCGCGGCAUCAUCCCCAACCGGGGCUUCCUGCGGCAGCUAUCAGGGCUCGAUGGGGUCCUGAGAGCGAGUCGCAAGACUUGAGGAGCCAGAGUACGAACACACUGCAAAAAACAUUAUCUUGAUAUGCAAAAAAACCACAAUGAUCUUGAAAAAGAAACAUGACUCAUAUUUUAAUUAUGCGCUUCUUAUAGUUUUAAAAGUUCCAAACUGUGAUAAUUGUAAGCAAUUUUUUGAAUGCUGAAACUGUAUCUUUUUCACAGUUAUUUGUUGUGGUAUAUGGUUUUUAAAAGCUGCUAAAAUUCAAAUGUAAUUCAAAGUUAGUUUCUUAUACCUUAUAUAACAUUUUAUUUUUGUGUGGCAGAAUGCUGAUUUGAGUUUUAAGGCAAUUCAGUUCAUAAAUCAUUAAAAUAAGAUUAUCUUUGAUCAUUUUAAAGACAAAAAUACACUGUACUAAGAGACUCAUGUACCAUUGGACAUGUUGUUUUUGUAACUUUUGUACUCAAAAGGGACUUAUUUUAAAUUGUGUUUCAAUCUGGUGAAGAACAGAUCUCAAAUCAAUAAAGAAGAUAUCAAGAUAAUAUUUUUGUUGUGGGUUCCUGUCAAAGGCAGUAAAACAUGAAAAGGCAUCUCUAGCAAAUGUAGCAAUUGUAGUUCAGCUUUAGGAGCUGAAUAGUAUCCAGUGAUCAUAUUUGUAGUUAGAGAAGUAUAACAGCAUUAUUAUCCCUACAGCUGUGAACAGUUUCAAAGUUUAAUCCAGGCAUCUGCUGACUAUGGAUAAUACUGGAACUGGGCAGCAUUCAAGCAGACUGGAGGAGUGUGAGCCACGAAAAGCCCCUUUUCCAUUUUCAGCUUUGGCUACCAUGGCUCCAGUUCACUUGGUGUCUGUUCUCCAUUUUCACUAAUGUUUCUAUCUGGACCAGGACACUGUAAAACCACAUUUCAUCGUGCUCACAAAUCUAAUUGGGGCUACAGGCAUUGGUAUCAAUCUGCAUCUGGACAUUAGAGUAACUUGGUACAGGUGUGAACAGUUAUUGUAACUAAUGUACUCUAUUUCUUCCAGUUUUAGUCAUCAUAUCUUGGUACUAACACCAGAGUAUAACAACCAUGCAGCACUUUGCACCAACUAAAUGUACAUUAUGUGGUAUUUCUUACUGAUGUUUUUUUUAGUGUUGCAGGGAGACAGAUUAAUGGCUACACGAUGGUGUAUCAGCUGAACUUAGAGAAGACUUGUUUGAGAGUCCUUCAAGCUUUAAACAGUCACCAAGAUGUGAUGACCGAAACAGAAAAUGAUAUAAAAAGCGAUUCUAAACAAGAGGAAUGCAUUUGUUAAGAUAACUGAUAUUUCAUACCUGUACCGUUUUAGCAGUUUACUUUCAGUUGUAAAUGCAGACAAAAAUAAGGGGUGAAAAUGUAGUAUCAUACAAGUCCAGAGUCUAAAAUCCAAUUCAGAUUCAGAGGAUCUGUUUUUUAAGAAAAAAAUUUCACUUCCAUUUUUAUAUAUCCUAAACACAAAAGCUGCACAUUACUGCACCCUUGUGACACUUGUUUACCUACCUGUUUACACCCUCUUCACUACUGAUAUCUUACCAAGACCGGUGAUUGCACCUUUAGGAAAGCACCAAUAAAAACCUAUAGGAAUUGAAUCAGAAUUGGAACCAAAGCUCACAGAUCCCAAUGGAUAAUAAGAUCUAUAAUAAGCAUCUGGUUACUGCCAUCACCUAUGCUAUCUGCAUAGAUGUUACCUUGUUCCACUUAUUCAACCCUUUAUUGAGUAUACCUUUUCUAUGUUCUUUUCUACUGUCCAGAGCCCAUAUUAUAUUUAUCAAAGCUGUUUACUAAUACAUCUGAUAUAAGCUUGAUCACUUCUGCAUUACAAAAGUGAUCCAUCAUAAACCAAAACACAGUUCUAAAAAGUAUUGCUCCUGAGAGGCAUAGGCCUGAGUAGUGUAAUUCAAAUCAGAAUCAAUGAUAAUCAGCAGAUAUUUUUCUUCAGGAAUGAUUUUUUCUGAAAUAAUUCUGUUUCUUUUCUACAUUUUUUACUGCCAGUCUUGCACUUCUCCUUCAAACUCUUUAUUGAAACUCUUGAUUCUAGAAUGGAAAGCCCUGAGAGCAAGAGCAGAGAAAUAUUGAACAGAAAAACUACAAUUCCUAUGGUGCUUUAUUGCAUCAGUCACAUUGGGUGCGUUAAGUAACUGAGUGGCUCAGAGUAAGAAUUCAGAUCCUGGUAUUUUAGAUCUUACUUUUGCUGGGUACUUUGUUACAAAACCUUGAUAGUAUAUGGGGUUUAUAACAAUUAGAAUGUACUUUGAAGUAAAUAGGAUAUUUUGUGAAUGACGUACAGUGUAUUACAGAUAUACAGUGGUGCUCAUAGGUAUUGGCUGUGUACGGAAGCUCUCAAAGUCCACACACUUCUAAAUUAAAAUAAUGGAAGCAUAGAGAUACAUCCUUUAUGGUUUUGCAUGAACAUCUAUUUUAAAAAUAUAUCUGUUAAGUAGAGUAAAUCAAUCUCCCAGUUUGCAAGAGUGCAAAGAAGAGCAACCAAAAUUAUUCUGGGUUUAAAAGGCAUGUCGUAUGCAGACAGGCUAAAAGAAUUGAAUCUAUUCAGUCUUGAACAAAGAAGACUAUGCUGUGCUCUGAUUCAAACAAACUCAACAAUACAUAUUUGCCAUAAAACUGCACACACAACUAGAUAGCAAAUGGACUUGCGCAAGAGGUAAGAUUUCUGCAAUAAUUUCAAUAAGUCAAUCCCCUUUAGGUAGUAGUGUGUGUGCAAAUACUUACACGCUCCACUGUAUGCAGCAAAAGUAGACGUGUUACAUUUUAUGGUUAUUAAUAAAGAUGUUUUGUGCCGCAUCAGGAUAACAUUUUCUGUUUCAAGAACCUAUUUCUACAUUUUAUUUUCCCAUUAUAAUAAUAACCUUUGUAGAGGCUAUACUGGAAUUAUUUAUACCGAUCAUAGUAUCCUUUUUAUAUCGCAGAACUUGAUAACAGCAACAUCCUUUAGAUAUCAAAUGCCUUAACCACAACCCAUAUAUUUAUAGAUUUUAAUAUUAGUCCAAAUGGUCUUAAAUGAACCCAUACAGCUCCACUUCUAUUGAAAUUGGACCAUUUGUUACCCACAGCACAUUUAUUUAUUAUUGUUUUUUAUGCUUUUUAUACAUUUAAGUCAUGUACUAUUAAAUAUGUAUCUAAUAAACAUGUAGAUUCAA
Messenger RNA from Acipenser ruthenus (sterlet), 3829 nucleotides. RefSeq names its product dual specificity protein phosphatase 26-like. Gene Ontology annotation, cellular component: cytoplasm. Gene Ontology annotation, molecular function: protein tyrosine/serine/threonine phosphatase activity; MAP kinase phosphatase activity. The transcript has 4 exons. The coding region runs from base 117 to 701 and encodes 194 amino acids. Lineage: Eukaryota; Metazoa; Chordata; Actinopteri; Acipenseriformes; Acipenseridae. The record is from RefSeq and is a predicted model, not a curated record. Gene Ontology annotation, biological process: protein dephosphorylation; negative regulation of MAPK cascade.